AUGAGACAAAAUUAUGAGUACAGAUACAACCAAGUUUCUCAUGUUAAUAGGACUAUAUUGAGUUGUAUUUGCUAUAUUUUGUAG
This is a messenger RNA of Caenorhabditis briggsae, 84 nucleotides long. The transcript has a single exon. The record is from RefSeq and is a predicted model, not a curated record. NCBI's taxonomy places the organism in Eukaryota, Metazoa, Nematoda, Chromadorea, Rhabditida, Rhabditidae. Bases 1 to 84 code for a protein of 27 amino acids.